GCUGCGGUGAUGGAGCGACGCUGGUGAACUCAACUCGACGCCCAGCAACACACUGCAAGCCCGCAUCUUUACGGGGCCUUGCCCUUUCCUACUGUUUUUUCCGUUGGCGUGCUUUGAUCGUCAUGACGGAGAAUGCACAGCGCGGUGGCCCAUCGUGGACGUACACGCAAGACUUCUACACAAUGGCGCUCGCCGGGACCUGCCUGAAGGUAUUCACGGAUGAGAUGAAAGGAAAAGGGCUGUGCGCCACGCGAGCCAUCGCGGCAGACGACGUCGUCCAUGAGGAGACGGCGCUGUGCUGCUCGCAGAACAUGGAUGACUACAACAUCGGCGUGCAGGUGUGCGCCUUCUGUCUGAAGUCACUCGAGACACCUCGGACGCAGGUGGCGCGCAACGCACACUGCAGAAAGGCAGCUCUGGCCCUGCCGCAUCACCAGCUGCACAUGCCGGAGUCCGCCGUUCCGUGUCUUUGGAGGGAGACAGGGUGCACCGAUCUGUUCUGCAGCGCGCGCUGUCGCGAGGCGGCCACUCAGAAGUUUCACUGGGUUUCUUGUGCGGGCCGCCUUACAGCAGAGCAGCAAGCAGCACGCCGUGAAUUCCUCCAGUACGACUGGGUGCAGAACGGCGUAGACUUCAGCGACACCGCCAUGGUGGGCUUCCGCAUUGUGGCUCAGGUGUUGUGUGCGCACCGCCUGCACGGCUGCUCCAUGAGCGAGGGCUUCGCCCCUUACGCGCAGCUCAUUCGCUCUCCUCUCGCGUCCUUUUAUUUUAGUUAUUUGCUACUCGACAACGUGCCAACGGCCGCGUCGUCUACUGCGGAGGUGGCUGCCCACGCUGCGGCCGUCAAGGCAAGCAAAUCAGAUCCGAUGGCCAUCCCAGAGGUGAGGGCUGCGUACACUGUGGAAGGACGCAGUAAGGCGGCGAUGUGCAAGGAGGGCGUGGCAUUGCUGCAGCGCCUGUUCGAUAUGAGCGAUGAGGAGCGAUCCUACUUGAAUGCAUCGCGGUGGUCGGAGCUGCUGGGGGCGGUGCUGCUGAACGGCCAGGAUCGUUCGCCGCCGUCGCCCUACGACCUGCACCGCGAUCUCGUCGCGUGCCUACCAGACGGCGAAGCCCUCAUGAAGGAGUUUGAGCAUAACGUGUUGCAGACGAGCUCUUUGACCGACGCCGCGGACCUCUCGCACAGCUCUCGAGGACAGGGCAUCUACGGCGUGGGCUGCCUCUUCAACCACUCGUGCGACCCGAAUCUGAACGUACAGUACGCCGCUGUCAACGACGAGACGCUUUCGGUGGUGGCGCUGCGCGACAUUGCGGCCGGCGAGGAGCUCACGAUCAGCUACAUCGACACGUCGCUGCCCUACGCGGUGCGGCAACAACAGCUCCUCGAUCAUUAUCUCUUCGAGUGCAAAUGCCCUCGUUGCCGAUGUGAAUCAAGCGAGAACAAACUCUUCACUUGA
Leptomonas pyrrhocoris is the source of this 1454-nucleotide messenger RNA. RefSeq lists its product as hypothetical. Bases 123 to 1454 code for a protein of 443 amino acids. Gene Ontology annotation, molecular function: protein binding. The record is from RefSeq and is a predicted model, not a curated record. The transcript has a single exon. NCBI's taxonomy places the organism in Eukaryota, Euglenozoa, Kinetoplastea, Trypanosomatida, Trypanosomatidae.